AGGACCCCCCCAUCAAAUGGCAAGGGUCUCUGUGGGGAAGGAAGAUGGCCAGUGCCUGGCAUGUGAACAGCUGCCUGGCCCAAAUUGGGCCUGAUCAAGCUGUUCAUGCACCACAAAAACCUGCAUCAACUUUGGUGUUUUGAAGAAAGGCUGGGGCUUCUUACAACGUUGCUAACUCCAGGACAAAGUCGAGUUAACCAGGGAAAUCAAUGGUAUUUCACUGGAAGUCACUGUGUGCCAUGGAAACAGACAUCACAAGCAUCAAGAUGAGCACAGUUUUUUGCCUGUGCAGACAAGGCCCUAAAGAUCCAUAUGGGAGAAUGAGUUAACUUGGAUGAAUUCACUUCCAAGAAAUCUUUGGUUGAAGGAACUGUGCUAAUACAAGCUGAAAAGGUGAUCCAAGUCUGUCUCACUGUCUGGAUGACUUUUCCCUCCCAUUACUGAUGGCAUCGGGAAACGACCAGAACAUAAAACGAAGCUACAGUAGGACCAUUUGUGGAACAUGCUAAAUAACCCCAACAAGCAGCAUGUGCUUUGAAUGCUGGGACAGCAGGCAUGAAUGCAAUCAGAAAGAAGAGAUUUUGGGCAUCCUGUUUCUGCCUUAUGACCAUCUUUUUUCUUCUGGUCACUCUCCAGGUGGUUGUAGAACUUGGUAAGUCUGAAAAGAUGAUGCCGAAAAGCUCACUUUCACAAAAUAAUGCUUUCAGAAAGGAAGAGCUGGAAAAAUAUGUCAAUUCGUUUGUAAAGAACCCAGAACUUUACAGUGAUACAGAAGAAAUUUUAAACCAAGACAGAUAUCCUAUCUUGCUGUGGUGGUCUCCAUUGACAGGAGAGACUGGACGACUUGGUCAGUGUGGACAAGAAACUUGCUUCUUUACUAUCAACAGGACCUAUCAGAACAAUCCUAUGAUGAAAGCCUUUCUCUUUUAUGGUACGGAUUUCAGCAUAGAUGGCUUGCCUCUCCCUCGCAAAGAUGACCACGACUGGGCCCUUUUCCACGAGGAGUCUCCAAAAAACAAUUACAAACUCUUCCAGAGCCCUGCUAUCACUCUGUUCAACCACACAGCCACAUUCAGCCGCCACUCACACCUCCCACUUACUACCCAGUACCUUGAAAGUAUUGAGGCCUUAAAGUCCUUGAGGUAUGUAAUUUCUUUGCCAAAAAAGAACAACCUGAGGAAGAGGCUUGCACCACUUGUGUAUGUCCAGUCAGACUGUGAUCCACCGUCCGACCGGGACACUUAUGUAAAGGAGCUUAUGGCUUAUAUUGAGGUGGACUCCUAUGGAGACUGCUUACACAAUCGAGAUCUUCCAGAGCAUCUCAGGAACCCAGCUUCCAUGGAAAGUGAUGUCUUUUACAAGAUCCUCGCCCAGUACAAAUUUGUUUUGGCAUUUGAAAAUGCUGUAUGUGAAGAUUAUAUCACUGAAAAACUCUGGAGGCCACUGAAGUUGGGAGUUGUGCCGGUAUAUUUUGGUUCCCCCAGUGUUGAAGAUUGGCUUCCAAGCAACAGGAGUGCCAUUCUAGUCACUGCAUUUUCACACCCCAAGGACCUGGCACAAUACAUCAAAGUGUUGGACAAAGAUGACAAGGAAUACGAGACGUAUCUUGAGUGGAAACUAAAGGGAGACGUGUCCAACCAACGACUGCUUGCUGCCAUCAAAGAGCGCACCUGGGGAGUGCAAGAUAUCAUGAAAGACAAUUACAUUGAUGCAUUUGAGUGCAUGGUGUGCAGAAGAGUUUGGGAAAACAUCCGCAAGCAAGCAAAGGGACUGUUACCGAAAAGGUGGAAUGCAGAAGCUAGCCACUUGAGCUGCCCCAAACCUCAGGCAUUUGUUUUUUCUGCUCCAAACAUGGAAAAUACAGCUCUGCGGGAGAUGUGGAUACCAAGCUUUGAACAGUCCAAGAGAGAAGCACAUGCGCUGCGGCAGCUGGUGGAAAGGAACAGAAAUUUCACAGCUCAGGAGUUUUGGACUCUGGUGUUUAGAGACCAAUUUUUGGAAGACAAUGAGCCCUUGACUCAGGAUGGAAAAAAGACAAUCACUCAGAAAAGAGCCACCCACAAAUGAUCUGGUUGUCAUUGUUUGCAGAUUGCCUUAAUAAGUGAGUAGGAAGCAGUUUUAACAACUGCACAUAGUAUUCAGUGAAUACUAAUAAAGAAGAAGAAUGACCCCAUUGGGUCUUCUUACGUUUAUUGUAUACUAAUAUUUAGUAUAAAUUAUUAAUAUAGAUUAUUUGUAUGAUUAAUGUUUGGCCAGUACCCCUCCCCCCCAAUGUAAUAAGGUCAUUGUUAGUAUGGCAAGACUCCUCUCCGUCCCAUGCAGUUGAGCUUUUGGGCUUAUUUACUAACUUUAUCCAUGGUACUAGGCACUGGUUCUUCUGUCAUUUGAAGAAGUCAUGAAUAUGAAUCCCAGAUCACUUUAUGGUCAGAGGGCCAGCAGAGACAUGGAAAAGUUUUAGAAGAGGGAUUUGCAACAUCAGUUCACCCCAGUGCUACAAAAUUGUAGACACAAUAGUCCAAAAUACCCAGAGGGGCAAAGUUUUCCUACCAAAGUAAUGAAAAGAACUCCUUACCCACGCUUGAGCUGGCUCAGUCAUGUUACUGGAACUACAAGGGGCCCUUAAAGUCCACUGGGGUUUGGUUCCAGGACCUCCCGUGUGGAUACCAAAAUCCAUGAACACUCAAGUCCCAUUAACUACAAUGGCAUAUUAAAGUGGUGUUCCUUAUAUAAAAUGGCAAAAUCAGUUUGCUUUUUUAUGUAUUUUAAAAACAUUUUAAAGCCAUGGAUGCUUGAAUCUGUGGCAAAAAAAAAUAUCUGUAGAUAUGGAUGGCUGAUUGUAUUUUCAUGUGACUUGAUACCAUACCACUCUGGUAAAUUCUGCAAAGGGCUAGCAUGUAAUUUGGAUGACAGGUUUAUUUUCAUUGCUGUGGGAAAGAACCAUAUCAUUUUCCUGAUCCAUAAUGCUUAAUUGUUUUGCAGGUCAUGAAAACUGGCUGUGGAGAGGUAGCUGUUGGGUGUGUGUGUGUGUGUGUGUGUGUGUGAUCUUCUAUAUGCUGUUGGAUUUUCAGUGAUUUUCAGUGCUGAGCUUCAAGGAAAUCCUUGGAGCCCUGGAUCUAUAGAAGUUCGGGACACUGCCUGUUAAGGAAAACAUAGGUGAUUUCCUUAGCUACUCUUCCCAUAAUGCUUUAUUUCUGAGAUCUCCCUCAAAGAGG
This is a messenger RNA of Sceloporus undulatus (fence lizard), 3212 nucleotides long. It is a transcript of the gene POFUT3, whose product is annotated as fucosyltransferase 10. Gene Ontology annotation, cellular component: Golgi membrane. Gene Ontology annotation, molecular function: alpha-(1->3)-fucosyltransferase activity. The record is from RefSeq and is a predicted model, not a curated record. Lineage: Eukaryota; Metazoa; Chordata; Lepidosauria; Squamata; Phrynosomatidae. The transcript has 5 exons. The coding region runs from base 556 to 2067 and encodes 503 amino acids.